UUUGAGCUGGGAGCAGUAGAACUACAUCAAAGUUUACCCCCCCCUCCCUCCCUCACUCCUUCUGUGUAGUUACAUUUAAAAAAAAAUAUAUGAGUGACAAUGUCAAGGCUUCUCCUGAGAGCAAACCUAAGGAGGUGCAUCGCCUCUCAGAUGAGAAUGGCAUCUGAUCAGCUUGGUGAGUUGGGCAAGGGAGCAGGCAAAGGUGGUGGUGGAGGAGGCUCGGUGAGGGAGGCAGGCGGUGCAUUUGGAAAGAGAGAGGCGGCAGAGGAGGAGCGGUACUUCAGGCAGAAGGAGAAGGAGCAGAUGGAGGCGCUGAGGAAGCAUCACGCGGAGGAGAUCGAUCACCACAAAAAGGAGAUCGAGCGCCUACAGAAGGAGAUUGACCGGCACAAGGGCAAAAUCAGAAAGCUUAAACAUGAUGACUGAAGCGGGGAAGCCUGGCAUUAUUUCUCUUCCUCAGAGUCCGACCAUCUUAUUGCCGAGUCAAUGAUCAUCAGAUAUUGAUUAAUUUACUGCUCGUCAAGGCAGGUUCUGUAUCAGACUUAAUGCUGAGAUCAUGAAUACGAAGAAACAAUAAAGUACUUAACUUUUCGCAUUCCA
This is a messenger RNA of Xiphias gladius (swordfish), 600 nucleotides long. RefSeq names its product ATP synthase inhibitory factor subunit 1a (gene atp5if1a). The record is from RefSeq and is a predicted model, not a curated record. Gene Ontology annotation, cellular component: mitochondrion. Gene Ontology annotation, molecular function: ATPase inhibitor activity. The transcript has 3 exons. Lineage: Eukaryota; Metazoa; Chordata; Actinopteri; Istiophoriformes; Xiphiidae. Bases 100 to 426 code for a protein of 108 amino acids. Gene Ontology annotation, biological process: negative regulation of ATP-dependent activity.